CUCAAACUUGCCACUACCAAGCUGUUGCCCCUCGCAACACUGUUUAUCAGCCCCAGCCUGACAAUGUUCAGGUACAGUUGUCAAGGCUUUUUCGGCAUCAUCAAAGAGGAGUAGGCACUGGGGUUAGAAAGAGGAAGCGGGAGACCCCUUGGUCCCAUACUUUCAUUUGUUUACCUGAUCCUCAAUGGACUUGUAUGCCCACAGUAGAGGAGGCUCGCUACUUUUCCUCUUGUGGAUUAGGACGAAAAACUGUGUGGUUCCCACACAAUGAAGGAGACCACUUAUACUUUAGCGAGCAUCUCUUCUCUGCGUUCCCGGCUCUUAGGGAUGGCGGUGGGUUUGUCCUGGCCCGUGGCAGCAGAGGAAAGGUUUUGGAGCAAAUGCCAAUACCACCAGAGGGAUACAGCGUGAGCUUUGUACGCUCAGCUUCUACAAGGGCUCCCUUGUACAUCAUCCCCCUUCAACGCAGCCUUACGCUCAGUCAUCCGUCAGUUGAAGAGGUGCCAAAAGUGAUGGAGACGUGUCUUAGCUGCCAGUCCUUAAUGCCACUUUGUGACUUGGCUGACCAUAUCCUGGAGUGCACAGGAAAAGAAGAAUCAAGGAAUGAUGAAGACUACAUGGAUGAUGACCUGGCUGUGGCUAUACAGCAGUCUUUAGAGGACCAAGUGGCACCUGUGCAACAACAAUCAAUAAUUGUUAUAGAGGACGAGGUUGGAGCAGCAGCAGGUGUGAUAAAUGCUCAGAGGCACACCCAGGAGCAGGUGAUGGUGGAGGUGGCUGAACUGGACGAGAACACAGAAAAUGAAGGGACAAGCGAGUGAGCGUUAUGCACAUUUCUAUUUUUGUAAAAUAUAUAUAUAUAUCUAACAGUGACGUGCG
This is a messenger RNA of Melanotaenia boesemani (Boeseman's rainbowfish), 879 nucleotides long. RefSeq lists its product as uncharacterized. NCBI's taxonomy places the organism in Eukaryota, Metazoa, Chordata, Actinopteri, Atheriniformes, Melanotaeniidae. The record is from RefSeq and is a predicted model, not a curated record. The transcript has 7 exons. Bases 195 to 821 code for a protein of 208 amino acids.